AUGACUGGCCAGAGCCUGUGGGACGUGUCGGAGGCCAACGUCGAGGAUGGAGAAAUCCGCAUCAACGUGGGCGGCUUCAAGAAGCGGUUGCGCUCGCACACGCUGCUGCGCUUCCCCGAAACGCGCCUGGGCCGCCUGCUGCUCUGCCACUCGCGCGAGGCCAUUCUGGAGCUCUGCGACGACUACGACGACGCCCAGCGCGAGUUCUACUUUGACCGCAACCCCGAGCUCUUCCCCUACGUGCUGCACUUCUACCGCACCGGCAAGCUUCACGUCAUGGCAGAGCUGUGCGUCUUCUCCUUCAGCCAGGAGAUUGAAUACUGGGGCAUCAACGAGUUCUUCAUCGACUCCUGCUGUAGCUACAGCUACCACGGCCGCAAAGUGGAGCCCGAGCAGGAGAAGUGGGACGAGCAGAGCGAGCAGGAGAGCACCACGUCCUCCUUCGACGAGAUCCUGGCCUUCUACAACGACGCCUCCAAGUUCGAUGGGCAGCCCCUGGGCAACUUCCGCAGACGGCUGUGGCUGGCGCUGGACAACCCCGGCUACUCGGUCCUGAGCAGGGUCUUCAGCGUCCUGUCCAUCCUCGUGGUGCUGGGGUCCAUCAUCACCAUGUGUCUCAAUAGCCUGCCAGACUUCCAGAUCCCUGACCGCCAGGGCAACCCGGGCGAGGACCCCAGGUUCGAAAUUGUGGAGCACUUUGGCAUCGCCUGGUUCACCUUUGAGCUGGUGGCCAGGUUCGCCGUGGCCCCCGACUUCCUCAAGUUCUUCAAGAACGCCCUAAACCUGAUCGACCUCAUGUCCAUCGUCCCCUUUUACGUCACGCUGGUGGUGAACCUGGUCGUGGAGAGCACGCCUACCUUGGCCAACUUGGGCAGGGUGGCCCAGGUCCUAAGGCUGAUGCGGAUUUUCCGCAUCUUAAAGCUGGCCAGACACUCCACUGGCCUCCGCUCCCUGGGGGCCACCCUGAAAUACAGCUACAAGGAAGUAGGGCUGCUUCUGCUCUACCUCUCUGUGGGGAUUUCCAUCUUUUCUGUAGUGGCCUAUACCAUCGAAAAGGAGGAGAACGAGGGCCUGGCCACCAUCCCCGCCUGCUGGUGGUGGGCCACUGUUAGUAUGACCACCGUAGGGUACGGGGAUGUGGUCCCAGGGACCACAGCAGGGAAGCUGACCGCCUCUGCCUGCAUCCUGGCAGGUAUCCUGGUGGUGGUACUACCCAUCACCUUGAUCUUCAAUAAAUUCUCCCACUUUUAUCGGCGCCAGAAGCAACUUGAGAGUGCUAUGCGCAGCUGUGACUUCGGAGAUGGAAUGAAGGAGGUCCCUUCCAUCAAUUUAAGGGACUAUUAUGCCCAUAAAGUUAAAUCCCUCAUGGCGAGCCUGACGAACAUGAGCAGGAGCUCGCCAAGCGAACUAAGUUUAAAUGAUUCCCUACAUUAG
Molecule: messenger RNA, 1434 nt
Organism: Budorcas taxicolor (takin)
Lineage: Eukaryota; Metazoa; Chordata; Mammalia; Artiodactyla; Bovidae
Gene: KCNS2
Product: potassium voltage-gated channel modifier subfamily S member 2
Exons: 1
Coding region: 1-1434 (477 amino acids)
Biological process (GO): potassium ion transmembrane transport; regulation of delayed rectifier potassium channel activity; protein homooligomerization
Cellular component (GO): membrane; voltage-gated potassium channel complex
Molecular function (GO): protein binding; voltage-gated potassium channel activity
Source: RefSeq, a predicted model, not a curated record